AUGGCUUUCAACGUUGCUAGCCUCUGGCAAGCGCCGAAGCUCAAUCCUGUCAAUGGAAAGGCUCGUUCGAUUCCCGUCCUCAAUCCGUUCGACAGACAUGGACGUGUCUUUUUCUUUUCCUGGCUCGGGUUCAUGGUUGCGUUUCUCUCAUGGUACGCCUUUCCGCCUCUGUUGACCUUGACCAUCAAGAAAGAUCUCAAGCUCACCCCAACAGAGAUUGCCAACUCCAACAUUGUUGCUCUCGCAUCCACUCUAUUCGUUCGCAUCCUGUCUGGCCCCUCAUGCGACUACUUUGGUCCCAAAAUCACCUUUGUAACCUGCCUGUUCCUCGGCGCCAUUCCCUCAGCGCUCGCCGGCACCGUCACCACCGCCAACGGCCUUAUUGCCCUGCGUUUCUUCGUCGGCGUCCUCGGCGGCACCUUUGUACCCUGCCAAGUAUGGACCACGAGCUUCUUUGACAAGAACGUCGUCGGCACCGCCAACGCGCUCACCGCUGGAUGGGGCAACGCCGGCGGCGGCAUCACCUACUUUGUAAUGCCCGCCAUCUUUGACUCGCUCGUGGCGCGCCAGCACCUGACACCCCACGUUGCGUGGCGCGUCGCCUUUUUCGUGCCGUUUCUUCUCAUCACUUUCACUGCGCUGGGCAUGAUGCUGUUCUGCGACGACUGCGCGACGGGCAAGUGGUCGGAGCGCCACGACGCCGUCAAGGGCAAUCUGCGCCGCCAUGGCCUCGAGAUGCCCGUGUCGAGCGCGCAGGAAAAAGCGUUGCCCGCCGCCGAGGAUGCUUUCGCAGAGCGGAUGGGGCACGAGGUCGUCUGCCACGACGCCGAGUUCAGCGACCAGGAACUUCUUGAUGUUGCCCACGGCGAGGUCGUCAAGAGCCCGACCUUCAAGGACGCUGUCAUGGUGAUGAUCAGCCCUCAGACUGUCGUACUUGCUGCCGUCUACAUGUGCUCUUUCGGCGCCGAACUAGGCAUCAACUCCAUCCUCGGCGCCUAUUACUUCAAAAACUUCGAGGUCCUAGGACAGACCAGCAGCGGUCGCUGGGCAGCCAUGUUUGGGCUUCUCAACUUCGCCUUCCGGCCCCUCGGAGGUGUCUUCUCCGACGUCCUCUAUCGCGCCACUGGCAACGUCUGGUCCAAGAAGAUAUGGCUUUGCUCCGUCGGCGUCGUCUGCGGCGCCUUCCAGAUCGCCAUCGGUCUGACCGACCCCCACUCGCAGUCCACCAUGUUCGGCUUAAUGGCCGGUAUGGCUUUUUUUCUCGAAGCCGGCAACGGCGCCUGCUUCUCCCUCGUGCCGCACGUUCACCCCGCCAGCAACGGCAUCAUCUCCGGCGUGGCGGGCGCCGCUGGCAACCUCGGCGGCAUCAUAUUUGCCAUCAUCUUCCGUUAUCAGGGCGCCGACUAUGCAAAGACGUUUUGGAUUAUGGGCGUCAUUACCAUUGCCAUCAACCUGCUCGCGUCCUGGGUCAAGCCUCUCCCCGCUGGCCAGGUAGGCGGUCGCUAA
Cordyceps militaris CM01 is the source of this 1506-nucleotide messenger RNA. Its product is annotated as nitrate transporter CrnA. The transcript has 5 exons. Gene Ontology annotation, molecular function: nitrite transmembrane transporter activity; nitrate transmembrane transporter activity. Gene Ontology annotation, cellular component: membrane. Bases 1 to 1506 code for a protein of 501 amino acids. The record is from RefSeq and is a predicted model, not a curated record. Gene Ontology annotation, biological process: nitrate transmembrane transport; nitrite transport. Lineage: Eukaryota; Fungi; Ascomycota; Sordariomycetes; Hypocreales; Cordycipitaceae.